ACCUCCAGUCUCAUUCAUAGAUCCUUCACCACAUUUGUUGUUGGUGCGUUUGUUGCUCACGUGUGCACUUGUUCAAUUCUAUUGCAUUUCUAUUUAAAUUCUUCUUUCCUUUAUACUAAUCUCGUGCAUUAAUUACAUCAUCAAUCUUUGAAUACAAAAUCAUGGAUCCCUAUAAUAUAGAUCAAUCAAAGAAAUACUACUAUAAGUAUUAUCCGAAAAUUAUAAAUAUUAUAAAAUCUAUAGUAAUAACAUUGGGUGUAAUAGGUUCUAUACUAUUUAUAACAUUUAAAUUCGGAAUACUAGAUUUAUCAAGUCCAAGUUUAUAUACUCCUGAUUUUUCAAAACACUCAUCAAUUCAAUAUUUUGAUUUGGAUAAUUAUCUAGGUUCUCCAAAUGGAUGGCAAUAUGAAGAACGGGUAUUAUUUUUAGUACCUUUAAGAGAUGCUUCUGCUCAUUUACCUAUGUUUUUUGGUCAUAUGAAAAAUUUAACAUAUCCUCAUAAUUUAAUUGAUUUGGCAUUUUUAGUAAGUGAUUCAUCCGAUGAUACUUUAGAAGCUUUAAAGAAAAAUUUACUAGAAAUUCAAAAUAGUAAAGAUACUUCCAUGAGAUUUGGAGAAAUUGAAAUUUUUGAAAAGGAUUUUGGUCAAGUUAUUGGUCAAGGUUUUUCAGAUAGACAUGGAUUUGCUGCUCAAGGUCCAAGAAGAAAAUUAAUGGCAAGAGCAAGAAAUUGGUUAUGGACUGUAGCUGUAAAACCUUAUCAUUCUUAUGUGUAUUGGAGAGAUGCAGAUGUUGAAACUGUGCCUCCAACUAUUUUGGAAGAUUUAAUGCAUCAUAAUAAAGAUGUCAUAGUUCCAAAUGUUUGGAGACCUUUACCUGAUUGGUUAGGUAAUCAACAACCAUAUGAUUUGAACUCAUGGCAAGAAUCUGAUGGUGGUUUACAAUUGGCUGAUACUUUGGAUGAAGAUGCAUGUAUUGUUGAAGGUUAUGUAGAAUAUCAAACCUGGAGGCCGCAUUUAGCCUAUCUUAGAGAUCCAUAUGGUGAUCCCGAAGUAGAAAUGGAUCUUGAUGGUAUUGGUGGGGUUUCUAUUUUAACUAAGGCUAAAGUAUUCCGUACAGGAUCCCAUUUCCCAGCAUUUUCAUUUGAAAAACAUGCCGAAACAGAAGCUUUUGGUAAAUUAAGUAAGAGAAUGGGUUAUUCAGUAGUUGGAUUACCUCAUUACGUAAUAUGGCAUAUUUAUGAACCUUCAAGUGAUGAUUUGAAACAUAUGGAAUGGAUGGCACUUGAAGAAUCUCGACAACAAGAAGAAGAAAAGAUUAAAAAAGUAUAUGAUAAAGUAUGGAAUAAAGCCUUUGAUGAUGUUCAAGAUGUAUGGUCUAAUGAACGUAAUAAAUUCUUAAAGAAUACAGAUAUGAGUAAAUUAAGACCUAUCCAUAUUGAUUGGACAGGAGUUGAUGAUUUUGAUAUCGAUAAGACUAAAAAGGGAGGUGUUCAUUUGGCAGAUUUCAAUCCUUAAUAAGGAUUAAGGAUUAAAAAUAAUUAAUCUACAGUUACAGUAAAUAGUACAUACAAAUACGACAGUUCAUAAACUAUGUAUAAUUAUAUAACUACAAUUAACAGCAUAUUAUUCUGGAACUAACACUCGU
Scheffersomyces amazonensis is the source of this 1644-nucleotide messenger RNA. It is a transcript of the gene ANP1, whose product is annotated as Anp1p. Gene Ontology annotation, biological process: cell wall mannoprotein biosynthetic process; protein N-linked glycosylation. Gene Ontology annotation, molecular function: alpha-1,6-mannosyltransferase activity. Gene Ontology annotation, cellular component: mannan polymerase complex. Bases 162 to 1514 code for a protein of 450 amino acids. NCBI's taxonomy places the organism in Eukaryota, Fungi, Ascomycota, Pichiomycetes, Serinales, Debaryomycetaceae. The record is from RefSeq and is a predicted model, not a curated record. The transcript has a single exon.